Suillus subaureus is the source of this 1875-nucleotide messenger RNA. RefSeq lists its product as uncharacterized. The record is from RefSeq and is a predicted model, not a curated record. The transcript has 10 exons. The coding region runs from base 1 to 1875 and encodes 624 amino acids. Lineage: Eukaryota; Fungi; Basidiomycota; Agaricomycetes; Boletales; Suillaceae.
AUGGGCAUCAAGAGAGCGCAGUGUGAUGAUGAUGACGACAAUGAUGACAAUGAGUUGGUUUCAUUUGAGGAGAUAGCAGCUGCUCACAGGAAAGCAAAGGAUCCAGGAAAUGCAGCUUGCUCAACAGCCGUUAUGAAACUUCCUGCAGCUGAAGAUCUGUCCUAUCAUAGCCCACAUCACUCCAUGCAACCCCUUGAGCAUUCCUCUGAUGCAGACAACGACUCUGUCCUACUUGAACAAUCUCUCACUGAUUUUCCUAUGGGUGAGGAAUUCCCAGCACACUCAGACAUUGAUGUCAUUGAUUUCAUGAAUGAUUCUGUGGAAGAACAGAGGGCUGAUGCUGACCACAACAACAAGAUGUCCCAUUCACUACCUCCUCAGAAACCUGAUCCUCUAACUGGCACAGAAUCAUCUGACAAGCAACCCAAAGUCCCUCCAUCUUCUGUCCAGGUACCUGACAUGCAGCCAGCAUUGCCAGUGCCAGUGAAUGAGCUGCUGGAGCCUUCACUUUCCCCUGAUGUUAUCCUCGAUGGUGCUUCACAGCACUGGUUUUGGAAAAUCAUACUUAUUUUGGUGGUGUGGCUUAAUCUAUGCUAUCAUUUACCUCACUGUGCAGCUAACCUUCUUCUGAAGGUCACAGUGUCUAUUUUCUAUGGACUUGGUGUUUUCACUCUUGAAGAGAAGCCAGCUCAGAUGCUGAAUACUGCUUUUGCUCUUUUGGCAUUGGCAGACUAUUUUGAGGUCCACCCAAUGUGUCCUACUUGCAUGAGGGUUUUUCCCCAUAAUUCUCCCUCAGACACUGUAUGCACACACUGCAGCACACCGCUUUGUCACGAGACUCGUCCACAAGACAUUCCCACAGCAACUAAACCAUCCCGCUUGACUAUGAAGCCCAAGCUUCGCUGCCCUCAAAACCCACUUUCAAAUGACAUUCUUCAGCUUCUAUCUCAAGAUGGUAUAGAACUGCAACUUGAUGCUUGGCGAUCUCAACUGACUACUCCUGGGAAGCAUUCAUCUAUUCAAGAUGGUCCCAAGGAGCUUGAUUCUGAUCAGCUCCAAUUUUUCAUGAAGGAUUAUGUUGAUGAUCUAUUGCAGCUUUAUGACAAGGGAAUCAUCAUCAAGACUUCAAAAUAUCCAGAAGGGCGACAUGUAUAUGUAAUUCUUGUUGCAGUAUGCUGCAACCAUCCAGUGAUGUGCAAGUCAAAGCUGAAAACAGAAGAUGCAAUGGAGUAUGAUAGUAUCAUCAAAACUCAAUGGUUCAAUGCAUGGGUUCAAACAAAUGUGCUGCGUCAGAAGACAGCCAAGGUUGAACAUGAACUUGAUGAAAUUCAUCGACUCUUAUCUAUGUUUGAGAUGCCAUCUUGGAUCCUGUUGGUCUGGGAAAAAUGGUAUCCAAUUAAUAUGAAGCAAAAUCAGAAGGAGAUAGAGAGCUGGGAGAAGUGGGAGCAGGUGCGCAUACGAAGAGUUGCAUCAGGCAAACAAGCGCAGAACAGAAAGGAUAAUGAACCUCCCACUCAUCUGAAGGAUAUGGCGAUGCAUGCUGAUGAUGCUGACAAUUUCUUGAAUCUUGCAGCAGCAUUGAAAAUCAUUCUAGGAUGGAGCAUCAGUGACACUGAUAUCCCCCAAGCAAAGGAGCUUCUUAAUAAGUAUCUUCUCAGGUUCUUAGAGAUUCAUCCAAAGCAUGUCAAACCUUCUCACCACUGGGUGACACACAUCUUUGAACAGCUGGAGGAUUAUGGUCCCAUUUAUGGCUUCUGGAUGUUUCUUUUCGAGUGCCUUAACAAAGUUCUCAAGAGUUAUUCAACAAAUAAUCAUGGUGAUGGCAAGAUUGAAAUUUCAUUUUUUCGUGCAUUUACUCGUGACACAAAACUUUGA